UAAACAGCGAUAUUAAGAGGAAUUGAGUUGAAAGGGAAGCGGUGGGUUUAGGUUAGGGUUUGGUGAGCGAUAGGGAUGGCGAAGUUCAAUGUGGUGCAGAAGAAAAGAAGAGCUCUAAUAGCAGAGAAGAAGAGACAGCUUCACGGAGACCCUUUAACCGGCAAGCUCAAGAUCAAGGACCAACCCCUUUCCCUAUCCGGAAAACGCAAACGCAAGCUCUUCAAAAAAUGGCGCCGGGACCAAAAGGACGCCUUGCAGAAUGGUUUGGUAACCAUGGAAGAUGUUCAAAUGGCAGUUGCUGAAGGGGAUACCAAAGAUGCCCCUAGACCUUCAGCAAAAAUUCACUUGAAGAAGAAGACAUUGAAACUUAAACAACUCAAGCGCAAAGGGAAGAACAAAAGAAAAUCUGAUGUGCCUGCUGCUGAUGUUUCAGCCGAUGCAAUGGUGGAAUAAACAGGAAAAGCUUUAAUAUUCUACGUACUUGGUAGGGUGGAGGUAGAAGAGGCAAUGUCUGAUGGUAUAAAAUGUUGUAACCCUCGACUCGAGUGAUUGUUAUGGUAUUCCUAUAUUUUAUUUUAUUUACUGACCUGCAUUGAUUAAUAGAAAUUAGAUUAAAACAUGGAAAAUGCUUCUACCGUGACA
Messenger RNA from Glycine soja, 642 nucleotides. RefSeq lists its product as uncharacterized. Bases 76 to 453 code for a protein of 125 amino acids. The record is from RefSeq and is a predicted model, not a curated record. NCBI's taxonomy places the organism in Eukaryota, Viridiplantae, Streptophyta, Magnoliopsida, Fabales, Fabaceae. The transcript is spliced from 4 exons.